This is a messenger RNA of Cladocopium goreaui, 1344 nucleotides long. The record is from the annotation of a GenBank genome assembly. NCBI's taxonomy places the organism in Eukaryota, Dinophyceae, Suessiales, Symbiodiniaceae.
AUGCCUUUGAAAUGGCAAGCAAGUGUCGCGAAAGCCCAUGAUGUUGCUUUGAGAGGUCGGUGUCUACACGUGGCUGGCACGAAUGGCAAGGGCAGCGUGUGCGCAAUGAUGUUCGCUGUUUGCAAACACGCCGGCUUACGAGUUGGUAUGCUUACGAGCCCACAUUUGCUGGAACCCUUGGAUGCCAUUUAUUUGGCGGGAAGCGGAAAGAAUUUGCCAAUUGAGCCAAAGAUGUGGAGAAUGCUGGAAGAUGAAGUUCAGAAGGCAUGUUGUAUUGGUGCUGGCUAUGCCUCUGAGUCUGCGGAAGUUGCUUUGACCGUUUUCGAGCUUCAAGUCGUCACAGCCUUGCUUUUCUUUGCACGGCAGCAGGUGGAUGUGGCCAUCAUUGAAGUUGGCAUGGGAGGGCGAGAUGAUGCUACCAACGUUUUGCUGGAGCCUGCCGCCUGCUGUAUUACGAGCAUCGCGCUCGAUCACGAGAAGUUUCUGGGCCCCACCCAUGAGGAGAUUGCGAAGCAUAAGGCUGGAAUCUUUCAGCGAGGAAGGCCAGCCUUUGUGGCCACCAACGGCAUGUCAGGGAGCGUGCAACAAGUCAUUGCGGAAAUUGCACACUCGGUUGGUGCACCACUUUCUUGGAUCCCACCUGCAGACUUGGGACAGAGUCCAUCCCAUGGCGCGCGCCCACUGGCUCAGUUCCUGCAAGUGAAAGGCUUCAGCCACAUGCUUCAGGUGCCGCUGUUGGGUGAUUAUCAACGUUCCAAUGCUGCUUUGGCGCUUGCGCUGCUUCUGGAGCUUCGUUCCAGCAAGUUGCCCUUGAAAAGCCGACCAGAGAUUUUGGAGGGCCAGCUGGACGAUCUCACCAUUGUAGAGGGCUUGAAAGCCACCGCGUGGCCUGGUCGCUUGGACUGGCGGCAGCUGGAUGACGGACGAAAGAUUUUGCUGGACGGCGCUCAUAAUCCCCAUGCAGCCAAAGAGUUGGGGAGCUACGUUGCGCAUUUCGUGAGACCUCAACCAGUGCAAUGGAUCAUAGCCCUGAGCUAUGGCAAAGAUGCCAAAGGCAUUCUGCAAGAGUUGCUCCAAGAUGAGGACUCCCUCAUUGCUGUGAGCUUUUCCAAGGUGGAGGCCAUGCCGUGGGUGCGUCCCGAGUCCCCUGCGGAACUGGUGAAGCUUGCUCGGGAGGUAAGACCUACGAUACGAGCCAAAGAAGCAGCCACCUUCCAAGAAGCAAUUGGUGAAGAAGUCCAAAAUCCUGCCAGUGUAAAGCCACAAAUUGUGAUUUGUGGAUCAUUGUAUCUAGUAGCUGAUGUGAUUGCAACCCUGCAGUCAGAAGCCCAAUGGGCAUGCUGA